Messenger RNA from Phalaenopsis equestris, 1408 nucleotides. Its product is annotated as xyloglucan endotransglucosylase/hydrolase 2-like. The record is from RefSeq and is a predicted model, not a curated record. NCBI's taxonomy places the organism in Eukaryota, Viridiplantae, Streptophyta, Magnoliopsida, Asparagales, Orchidaceae. The coding region runs from base 335 to 1306 and encodes 323 amino acids. Gene Ontology annotation, cellular component: apoplast; cell wall. Gene Ontology annotation, molecular function: hydrolase activity, hydrolyzing O-glycosyl compounds; xyloglucan:xyloglucosyl transferase activity. Gene Ontology annotation, biological process: xyloglucan metabolic process; cell wall biogenesis. The transcript is spliced from 3 exons.
CUUCCAAAUUUUCCGCAAAUUGCCUCCGUGCCAGUCGCACUCUUCUUACUGUUAAUACAUUCACGUCCCAGUAAACGCCAAACUAUUAAGAAUCAUGCAAUUAGCCAAAGCUUCACGUGACCAGCAAUUGCAAGGCUCCCCAAUCUGGGACGGAGAACUCCUGAUUCCAAUACUUUUGAACUUCAAAGUCCACCCCCAUCAUCACGUGAUCCGCUGCAACUUUAGCUCCCGCUAAUUUACUACUCUGAUGGAACCAGAAGCCCCCCGCGUUACCUCCAUUGCCCCCUUCUUCUCUCUCACACCACUGUCGCCAGCUCACUACAGAGCAUAGCGUAUGAGAUCACAGGAAGCCUUCUCUAUCUAUAAAACCCAACUCCCACAGCUCACUUAUCAUCUACUCCUCCAAAGGAAUCAGCUUUAUUUCGUUUCCUUCAUGGCCAACGCAAGAAUAAUACUCCUUCUUCUUUCCCUGCUCGCUCCUUCUCAGUUCGCCAUUGCUUCCUUUCGGAGCUUAUACAGAGACUUUGAUAUCACAUGGGGAGGUAAUCGAGCUGAGAUGCUCAAUCAUGGCCAGAUGCUCUCUCUCUCUCUUGACAAGGCUUCGGGCUCCGGCUUCCAGUCGAAGCAUGAGUACCUCUUCGGCAAGAUCGAUAUGCAGAUCAAACUCAUCGCCGGCGACUCCGCCGGCACUGUCACCGCUUACUACUUAUCAUCUCAGGGCCCGAUUCAUGACGAGAUUGAUUUUGAAUUCCUCGGGAAUUCGAGCGGAGAUCCUUAUACUCUGCACACCAACGUGUUUACGCAGGGAAAAGGAAACAGAGAGAUGCAGUUCCGGCUCUGGUUUGAUCCAACGCUGGAUUUCCAUACAUACUCUGUUCUCUGGAAUCCCCUACACAUUAUAUUCAUGGUGGAUGGAACUCCCAUUAGAGUAUUCAGCAAUCUUGAAAAAACCGGCGUGCCAUUCCCCAGAAAUAAGCCCAUGAGAAUAUACUCUAGUCUGUGGAACGCUGACGAUUGGGCUACAAGAGGAGGUCUCAUCAAGACAAACUGGGCUCACGCUCCCUUUACGGCUUCAUACCGCAACUUCAAAGCCGACGCCUGCGUGUUCUUCGCCGGAAAAUCGAGGUGUCCGUCGAGAAAGAUGGCCGGCGGGGGCGGAGGAGGAGGAGCGUGGAUGCUGUACAAGAUGGAUUUGGAGAGUAAAAAGAGGAUGAGAUGGGUGCAGCGGAAUUGCGUGAUCUAUAACUAUUGUGCAGAUCGCAAGCGAUUCCCGGCGCGUCUUCCGCCGGAGUGCGCGGUGGCUUGAGAAGAAGAUGGAAGGACGUGUUAUUCUUUCAUUCUUUGUUGAUUUCGUUCGUCCUUGAAAUAAGUUAUUUCUGUUUAGCGGACAAUUUUUUAUUUAUUUACA